AUGGAUAACUAUGAAGAAGAUGAAAUAAGCUCUAACCAUAUCGCAUCAUUUUCACCUAUUAAUAAUGAAGUCAAACGAAAACCAUCAUUUGUAAGACCAUAUUUUGAAAAGACUUUUGAUGAAAAAGGUGAGCCAGUACAAAUUUGUAAAAUUCUAAAUGAUAAUGGUGAUCGAUAUGAUCAAAAAUAUUACAAUAUUGGAAGUUCUACUGGAAAUCUUAUUGCACAUUUACGGGACAUUCAUCAUAUUGUUAAUAAUGAUGAAAAUGGAAGUGAACCUAAGCCUAAAAGAAUAUGUUUUAUUUUUUUUAAAAUUUAA
Dentiscutata erythropus is the source of this 318-nucleotide messenger RNA. NCBI's taxonomy places the organism in Eukaryota, Fungi, Glomeromycota, Glomeromycetes, Diversisporales, Gigasporaceae. The record is from the annotation of a GenBank genome assembly.